Molecule: messenger RNA, 738 nt
Organism: Telopea speciosissima
Lineage: Eukaryota; Viridiplantae; Streptophyta; Magnoliopsida; Proteales; Proteaceae
Product: cyclin-dependent kinase E-1-like
Exons: 5
Coding region: 53-721 (222 amino acids)
Biological process (GO): protein phosphorylation
Cellular component (GO): mediator complex; nucleus
Molecular function (GO): cyclin-dependent protein serine/threonine kinase activity; RNA polymerase II CTD heptapeptide repeat kinase activity; ATP binding
Source: RefSeq, a predicted model, not a curated record
GGUGGAGUUUCAGUUAGGUGGAGCGAAUCGAUGGUGGGUGGAAGAAGUUAUCAUGGGCGAAGGUAGCGGUAGAAACGGCAACAACAGCAGCCGUAGAGGCGGCAUGGCAGCCCUCAGUAACAACACCAACACCUCCGUUAGCACAAAUAACAGCAACCACCACCCCAACAAGCCUGCGUGGUUGCAGCAAUACGAGGUGAUCGGUAAGAUCGGCGAAGGCACCUAUGGCCUCGUCUUCCUUGCUCGAACCAAGUCUCACCCUAACCGAGGCAAGUUCAUUGCCAUCAAGAAAUUCAAGCAAUCCAAGGAUGGCGAUGGCGUCUCUCCCACUGCCAUCCGUGAAAUCAUGUUGCUGAGGGAGAUUAAUCAUGAGAAUGUUGUUAAGCUUGUUAAUGUUCACAUCAACCAUGCCGACAUGUCGCUUUAUCUUGCUUUCGAUUACGCCGAGCAUGACCUUUAUGAAAUUAUCAGACAUCACAGAGAAAAGGUCAACGAUUCUAUCAAUAAGUAUACAGUUAAGUCAAUACUCUGGCAGCUGCUCAAUGGGCUGAACUAUCUCCACUGUAAUUGGAUUAUACAUCGGGAUCUGAAGCCAUCAAACAUUCUGGUAAUGGGUGAGGGAGAGGAACAAGGAUUGGUUAAAAUUGCUGAUUUUGGUCUUGCAAGAAUAUACCAAGCUCCCCUGAAGCCAUUAUCAGAAAAUGGGGUAGGAAUUCAUUGAUUUCCAUUUUUCCACUG